This is a messenger RNA of Medicago truncatula (barrel medic), 1005 nucleotides long. Its product is annotated as ATP-dependent DNA helicase PIF1-like. Bases 1 to 1005 code for a protein of 334 amino acids. NCBI's taxonomy places the organism in Eukaryota, Viridiplantae, Streptophyta, Magnoliopsida, Fabales, Fabaceae. The transcript has a single exon. Gene Ontology annotation, molecular function: DNA helicase activity. The record is from RefSeq and is a predicted model, not a curated record. Gene Ontology annotation, biological process: telomere maintenance; DNA repair.
AUGGCAGUUUUGAGAAGUAGAGGAGACAUUGUCUUAGCAACGGCUUCAUCUGGUAUAGCUGCUACAUUAUUACCCGGUGGAAGAACUGCACACUCUCGAUUCAGAAUACCCUUCGAGAUAGAGCCAUCUUCCAGAUGCAAAAUGCCUAAGCAAGGCGACCUUGCGAAACUCAUGAAAAGGGCUACAUCAAUCAUUUGGGAUGAAGCCCCCAUGAUAAACAAGUAUUGUGUAGAAGCAUUAGAUCGAACACUACAAGAUGUUAUGGGUAGCAAUGCACCAUUUGGUGGGGAAGUGGUUAUUAUGGGGGGAGAUUUUCGUCAAGUGCUUCCAGUUAUUACAAAGGCAAACAAAUCGCAAAUGAUGAAUGCAUGCAUCGUUCGGUCUAAUUUAUGGGCCAUUACAAAGGUCCUACAUCUACGCCAAAAUAUGCGAUCAAUGCAUGAUCAUGAAUUUGCAGAAUUUCUUAUGCGAAUUGGAGAUGGCAACGAACCUACCAAAUCAGAUGAUAUGGUUAGGGUACCCAACGAAAUCGGAAUACAAUGGGAGGGAGAAAGUUCAAUACAUAAUCUCAUACAACAUACAUUUCCUCAUUUAGAAAACCAUGUUUGGGAUGCAUCUUAUAUGGUAGAAAGAGCCAUACUCACUCCAAAGAACCGUGAUGUGCAAAUGUUGAAUGACAUAAUUAUUGACCAGUUUCCUAGAGAAGAACAUAAUCUAAUGUCAUUUGACGAGGUUGAGGGUGACACGCAUAACUUAUAUCAACAGGAAUAUUUAAACACAAUUGCAACUGGAAGUUUACCACCACAUAUUUUAAAGCUAAAAAAGGGAGCUCCAUUGAUGUUGUUGCGCAACAUAGACCCCAAAUAUGGACUUUGUAACGGGACAAGACUUCUAUGUCGUGGUUUAUUCCGAAAUUUAUUGGAUGUCGAAAUACUAACAGGAAGCAACGCUGGAAAUAGAGCUUUCUUGCCCAGGAUUAAGCUUAAAACCGCUGAAGGUGCAUGA